CCAGAUCUCACUUCCUAGUUAAAGAUGGCGGAUGAGAAUGAGACAGCACCGAACCAGGAGAAAGAAACGGAGGUAGAAGAGGACCAUGGACACUGCAGCAAUUGUGAAAAUGAAGAACAUCACUCUGAUGAUGGGGAAAAGGGUGACGCAGGUGCCAAGAAGAAGAAAAAGAAGCAGAAGAAAAAGAACAAGGACAAAUCUGGAAGCACAGAUGAAGUACAAGAUCCGCUGGCCAAAGUAAACUCCCUCCCUGCCGAUAAGUUACAGGAAAUUCAAAAGGCCAUAGAGCUCUUCUCAGUGGGUCAGGGUCCAGCUAAAACCAUGGAAGAGGCCACACGUCGCAGUUAUCAGUUCUGGGACACUCAGCCAGUUCCUAAACUUGGAGAGACUGUGACAUCACAUGGCUGCAUUGAAGCAGAUAAAGAUACCAUAAGAGACGAGCCAUACAGCCUCCCACAGGGCUUCGUCUGGGACGCUCUUGACUUGGGAAACGCUGCAGUGCUAAAAGAGUUGUACACUCUUCUCAAUGAGAACUAUGUGGAGGACGAUGACAACAUGUUUCGUUUUGAUUACUCCCCAGAGUUUCUGCUUUGGGCUCUGCGUCCUCCAGGCUGGCUGCCUCAGUGGCAUUGUGGAGUGAGAGUGAACUCCAAUCAUAAGCUAGUUGGUUUCAUCAGUGCCAUUCCAGCCAACAUUCGCAUCUAUGACAUAGAGAAGAAAAUGGUGGAGAUUAACUUUCUGUGUGUGCAUAAGAAACUUCGCUCGAAACGAGUGGCUCCGGUACUUAUCAGGGAGAUCACCAGACGGGUCAACCUGGAGGGCAUCUUUCAAGCUGUGUACACUGCAGGCGUGGUACUGCCCAAACCUGUGGGCACCUGCAGGUACUGGCAUCGAUCACUGAACCCACGAAAACUGAUUGAGGUGAAGUUUUCUCAUCUGAGUAGGAACAUGACUAUGCAACGUACCAUGAAGCUCUACCGGCUACCAGAGGCUCCCAAGAGUUCAAGCCUGAGGCCGAUGACAGUUAAGGACGUGCCAGUGGUGCAUCGGCUGUUGAAGGAGUACCUGAGUCAGUUCCACCUGGUGCCUGUCAUGAGCCCAGAGGAAGUUCAGCACUGGCUACUGCCUCAGGAGAACAUCAUUGACACCUAUGUAGUGGAGAAUCCAGAGGGGAAAAUUACUGACUUCUUGAGUUUCUACACACUGCCGUCCACCAUCAUGAACCAUCCUGUGCACCGCAGUCUGAAAGCAGCGUACUCCUUCUAUAACGUACACACCACAACACCCCUGCUGGACCUGAUGGGAGAUGCUCUCAUCCUUGCCAAGUCGAAAGGAUUUGAUGUCUUUAAUGCACUGGACCUAAUGGAGAACAAGACAUUUUUGGAGAAGCUCAAGUUUGGCAUUGGAGAUGGAAAUCUGCAGUAUUAUCUCUACAACUGGAAAUGUCCCAGCAUGGGCGCAGAAAAGGUGGGUUUGGUACUGCAGUGACCCAUUUUACCAUCAGUAACCUCGGUCUCGCAGUGAGUCCAAGUUAUGACAUCACGCACUGACCACCUGCCAGAUGCUACUAAUGGACUUCCUGCUUCAGGAUGAAGAAUUCACCGCCCAUUUGAACUUUGACCUUUUGGACCUGCACUACUGCUGCCAGGAUGAGAGAGGAUUUGAUUGAUAAUAUUUUCUCUUCCCUCUCUCUCUCUCUCUCGCUCGCUCCAUCUUUCUUUUUCUUAAACUCUCUCUGCGCAUGGACCCAAAGCCAUUGUAAUUACCAUCAUCAGAGAUGAGGAACUUUAAUCUGUUAUGAUUGUUAUUAAUGGCACGCACACACAGACACGCAAACCCACCUAUACAUAACUACCAGACACGCUCCCAUAAGUGUGGUCCAACUCAUUCAUUGUAACACUCCCUGGCGUGCGGCAGGUGCUUUUGCAAAAAAAGAAUGAAAACUUUCAUUCACCUCAGUGUUUUAGACAAGAAUAUAAUGAAACAAUCAAAAGACAAGUGAACACAAAUAACAAAAGUCAAGUGAGAUAAUAAACACCCAAAAUGGACAUGACAAGGGCUGCUGUCAAUGAUUUUCUUUGGUCGUUUUCUUAGAUGUUGCCAUGGAAACCGUCUCUUCUUUCUUUUGACAUACUUUGACCAAUCAGUGCGGUACGCAGUGAGAAAUCUAUUUGUCUUGGUUUUGCUUUGUCAUUGCUUUGAGUCUUUCGUCUCUAAUCGGUUCAUUGCUUAUUCGACUCUUAACUGCCUGUGAUUUCCUCUCAAGUAUUGCCAACAUAUAAGCACCUAUGUAAAUAACUAAGGAUACAAGAGAAAAACCUAGAAGAUCUACAAGUUGACAGUGAUUAAAUCUACAUUUUACAGCUGGCAGGUUAAGGGGUUCGAAAAUUAGCAAUAACUAUGUUUUUGAGAAAACUGUUUUGAUCGGGGUGGGUGGGAGGUUGGGCAAAUGCGAAGAAAUGUGUUAAGAAUGAAUUGUGAUGUGUCUUAGAAAAUAGAUUUUGCCAACUCAAAGUUUGCUCUAAAGGAUGUGUGAAUAUCCUAACUAUAUUUACACUUUAAAACUUAUUUAUGACUGAGGUUCAGAGCUGCGGUGUCAUUUUAGGAAACAGAAGAACAUAUAGUACCAGAGCAGUAAAGAUCUGUGAGUAACCGGCAGUAUCUACUCUAAACUUGUGGUAUUCAUAGUUAUAGGGUAAAAGAAGAGGGAUUUGAGGAAACUGGUUGUGUAUGUACAAUGGCAGCGACUAAAAUCGGGUCUUUCAGCUUUUAUGAAAUGAGUGAAAGAUGUCAACAUGUAUAUUUUUUGUGCUAAAUAAAAAGUAGCAGCUGC
Molecule: messenger RNA, 2833 nt
Organism: Triplophysa rosa
Lineage: Eukaryota; Metazoa; Chordata; Actinopteri; Cypriniformes; Nemacheilidae
Gene: nmt1a
Product: N-myristoyltransferase 1a
Exons: 12
Coding region: 25-1488 (487 amino acids)
Biological process (GO): N-terminal peptidyl-glycine N-myristoylation
Cellular component (GO): cytoplasm
Molecular function (GO): glycylpeptide N-tetradecanoyltransferase activity
Source: RefSeq, a predicted model, not a curated record